This is a messenger RNA of Colletotrichum phormii, 3381 nucleotides long. Its product is annotated as WD domain-containing protein. The record is from RefSeq and is a predicted model, not a curated record. Gene Ontology annotation, biological process: cellular response to amino acid starvation; positive regulation of TORC1 signaling. The annotation marks the transcript as partial. Gene Ontology annotation, molecular function: protein binding; signaling adaptor activity. NCBI's taxonomy places the organism in Eukaryota, Fungi, Ascomycota, Sordariomycetes, Glomerellales, Glomerellaceae. The transcript is spliced from 2 exons. Gene Ontology annotation, cellular component: Seh1-associated complex; vacuolar membrane.
AUGCCGCACUUCGACCAGCUUGAUGCGCCGAAGAAGGGCAAGCCGAUCAAAUCAGCCUUUGAUAGUGAGAGCUUCGAUGCGGACGGCACGAUUCACGUCGCCGGUCUGGUAGGAUCGGCGACGAUAGCCCCUUCUCAGAGGGAUGUUGCUUUAGCAUCACCCGAGGGCUUAUCCAUUAUUGAUUUGGACUCACCAUACAAUCCUCCCCGCCGACUCAGCAGUCAUGGCUCCCCUUGGCUGGUCACCGAUGUUCAAUGGUCGCCCUUUGCAGUUCGUGACUACUGGGUUGUCUCCACUGCCAACCAUCGCGCGCUUGUCUGGAACCUCAAUUUGAGAGAUGACUCGACAUCGGGAGCUAUUGAGCAUUCACUGCAAGGCCACAGCAGAGCCAUCACCGACAUCAACUGGUCCGCCCACCACCCAGACCAGCUUGCUUCGUGUGCCGUCGAUGGUUACGUGCACUGCUGGGAUCUAAGGCGCCCGAGACAGCCUGUCCUUACUUUCUGCGAUUGGUUUGCCGGCGCCACGCAAGUCAAGUACAACCGCCAGGACCCGCACAUUCUAGCUUCAUCUCACGACAGGUGGUUGCACAUUUGGGACGAGCGACGACCAAGUGAGCCCCUGAAAUCAAUCGGCGCACACACCUCAAAGAUCUACGGGAUUGACUGGAACCGGACCACGUCUACCAAGAUUGUCACUUGUUCUUUGGACAAGCACAUCAAGUUUUGGGACUACGCCAGCGAUCAAGAUGUCCCGGAUCGCGUUAUACGUACCGAGUUCCCGGUGUGGCGCGCUCGUCAUACCCCUUUUGGCCAGGGGCUCCUUGCGAUGCCUCAGAACGAACCAGGCGAUCUGUACCUGUACGACUGGCGAACACCUCCCAAGGACCCUGAGGAAGGGCCGACUGAGCCAGUAGCGGUAUUUCCUGGUCACGGCAACCACAAGGCCAAGGAGUUCUUGUGGAGAAGUAGAGGAAGUAUCACCGAAGAUGCGCUAGAUAACAGAGAUUUCCAGCUGGUCUCCUGGGGAGAGGACAAUGAACUGCGUCUGCAGCAAGUCGAUCCGUCAAUUCUCGAGUCAGUGGGCUAUGUGAAAGGGAUGGCAGCCAACAAAAAUGUCGUCCUCACACGUAAAGGCGCUGCCUACAAAACUUUCCGAACGGUUGAGGACACGGUCAGCCGAGACAGGAGAAGUGCCACAAUGAGCGAUCCCCGCAACAGCGCGCAAUACCGUCAGAGUGCUCUGACUAUGGGCAUGCGGUCUGGGCCGACAACCUACUCCAAACUUGGUGCGGCUUGGAAGGGCUCAUCAAUGAAAGCCAAAAGCACAUCCAGAGAGAUGGAUCGUAGCCAGGCACAUAUUGGCUGGAUGAAGGGAAUCAUGAUGAACAAGAGAAAAACAUCUACAGACAGCCCUAGAAGGGCAGAUUCGAAAGACUCCAGCAUGUUCAGCCCAGGUUACAUGGACGAUGAUAAGUGGGGAGAGCCAGAGACCAUCCAGGAGGAAUUCCUCCGCAUCAGCAUGCAGCUUCCCAAGGUCAAGUGGGAGCACAUCGACAUGGACAACCUGACGCUCAAUGCAUCUCUCAACGGCCCUUGGGGCGCCAACGGCGAUCCCAUCUUCAUCAAAGUCACGGUCGACAUCCCCUCAAACUAUCCCAAAGCCAAAGCACCAAGAUUUUACAUUGAGAAGACCGGCUUCAUGUCGGACAAGACGCAUAAAAAGGUCGAGCGCGAAAUCCAUGAGCUUUGCCAACAGUUCUUAGAGCGAAAGCAGAAUUGCCUGGAUGUUGCUUUCUCUUAUCUGUUAGGCGAGAUCGACCUUGCAGCGAGCACGAAUUUCUUCAAAAAUGUGAAGGAUCUCGACGACCCUUUAGACGGACUUGGCUCCGAGAGCUCCAGCGAAGACGAGAACGAUAUUCCGGCCGGCGGCUCGGCGUCCAUGUCCCAAGAAUUGCCUCCAAACGCAGAGGCCAUAAGCACAUUGGCACCAAACAAUAGACCUACGAUCCCACCCUUACCACGGUUCUGCGGUGCCCGCUUCUCCAACGACGGCCGGUUGGUGUGCUUCUUCCCAACCAAGGAAGAAAAGGCAAGGGCAUUGUUAUUCACGCCGGCAGAACCUAUGCGAGAAAGGUCAAAAGGGGAGCCUGUUUUUGCAGGCUUCGGUCGUCUUGCGCAUGAUUCUCCUCCGGGAAAGCGAUACGGCAACGAUGAAAUGUCCGCCACAGACGAGCAGUCCGACUCUGACAUCUCCACCGGUUCAUCGUCUUCGAGUGACUCGGAGUCAACAUCUAUCAACAAGAUGAGCCUAUGGUAUCAACCUCGACAUCGUUUCAAGCGAACCUGGAGUGAUAACCGCUCUGUUCGAUCAAGCGGUGGGGGCACAGGGGUUGGAACCGGAACGGGUACAGGAUCGCUUAGAAGGCGACCGGGCGCAAAAUCAAGGAACGUCAUCUCUCUUCACGACUUAUCGGAUAUUCUCCCCGCGAAGAAGGAAUUCGCCGAGGACUAUGCUAUAUUUGGGGAUGGUGCUGAGGUCUGCGAGCACAACGCUCAGGUCGCAGAGAAGCACGGCUGCCAAGAUCUGGUGGAUGUCUGGCGUUACCUCUCGCUGAUCCUUCGCCGAGAUAUCCCACUGGAAUUGUCAAACAUGGACCGUCACCAGAACUCCAUUCUGAUCAUUGCCAGAGACGCCCUUGCGCGAUUCCGCCACGAGGGGUCGCCGGUUACCAAGACGAUCAAUGGCAAAGACACUGCUGACUUUAACGGGAGAGUGAAGUGGGGCAAUCAUCCGCUAGCAAGGGACUUCAUCAGCGAUCUCUUUGAUUAUUUUGAGAAAACUGCAGAUAUCCAGAUGCUAGCUAUGUUGUCCUGCAUCUUUAGUGAAGCAUUCACCGAAGACAGCGUUGCCUACGCCGAGUCGCACCUAACACAGCCAGAUACACCGCUGCCCAUGAAGACUCCAGCAUUUUCACUCGAUUACUUCCCCACGGAUGCAUCGCUUUGGACUUACAAUGGAAGGAGUCAGACAAAUUCAGCCAUCACCACGCCUAGGACAUUGCACACGCCAAUCCGGUACUCUGGGUCACAAGGGUCCGCUGAGGAAAUGCUUUGGACUGGCGACCCAGGCUCAAACUCUUACUCGUGCGGCGAGACACCACCACCAAGGGGCAAGGAGUAUCUUGGGGAGGGUGAUCAAACGCCAAGUCUUUCCACGUCGCCCAGUGGAAGGACGCUGUCAAGAGCCAAUUCGGGCCUGACGUCGAGCUUCGCUAUCAAUUUCCCCCGACCGUUCAGUGGUGUUGCGACGGGGACAACGACUGCAGCAUCGUCACCGCCUAAUCACGGUCGUAAGAGACCGAGUCCAGCGGAGACAAUA